CACGACGACAGGACGAUAAUGCAAUUAGAAAUAAAUUCACCGCGGGCUCGUUAGAAGAGAAAAACAGGAACUGCGUUCAUACCAGACGGGUGUACUUUCGUUUCGUUAUCUCUUGGACAUCACCUCCAGAAGAAGAUAACGGCGACAACGAAGAAGAAGAAGAAAAAGUUAAGUAGGAGAAGGAAGACGAAGAAGAGGUAGAAACGGAAGAAGAGGUUGUUACUGAAGGAUGGGAUCUUUGAGCCAGGUGUUCUGUGUUUGUGGAAUUCUUGCCCUGAUGACCGAGUUCUCACUUUCCGAGGAGAUUCCGGUGAUUUCGCAACGUCUGGUCGGGUCAGAGAUCGUCACCGAAAGUGUGAGGAAUUUUCUUCAGUGUAGGAAUCUCUGUGAUCGCCGACCUCUGUGCAAGUCUGUCAACUACAACACGAGGACACGAGAGUGUACGUCAAACUACCGUGACGUCACGACGUCUGACACACACUUAGAGUCGGGUGUACCAGGAGUAAUGUUUGCUGUAAAAAGUUCCACGCUACAGAGUGGCGGUGUUUGCGGCAACGAUGUUUGUGGAGACACUCAAGUCUGCGUUCAGAGAAUGUGCUUCAUUGAAGAAAUCGAUUGCGGGCGGCCUCCGAAUAUUCCAGAUGCCAACACGAAUAUAACUGGGACUAUGAUUAACUCGAUAGCCAACUACAGCUGUCAACCAGGAUAUUCCGUUUAUAAUGGAACGACUACAUCAACGUGUGACGUCACAAGGAAAUGGACUCCCACCCAUUUAUCGUGUAUUGUGGACUGUGCUCAACUACAAAUACAUGAUGGCUACCUCGAGUCUCCGUCCACCUUUAUAAACAGCUCGGGUGUUGUCAAGUGCGACCAGUACUUCCAGUUCUUUGGGAAUAACCAAUCGGUGAUAUGCAACUCUAGCGGACAGUGGAUGGGACCAGACGGGGAAUGUAAACGGGUGGAAUGGAGAAAUGAGACGUCGCUGUAUGCUCGCAUUCCAGCCCCAAUAACAGAGGGCUGGGAGAUGUACAUGCGGGCUGUACCUACAUCUCCUGCCAGACGUUUGGCUGUGAGCUUCAACAAAAUGUGGAACAUUAAUAUGUACAUGGAUUUGAGAUUUGACUUCCUUGGCGACGUGCGUACCACGAUCUUUAGUUAUCAGGUUGAUUUGUCAUGGGGUCGAAAGCAAAGAAUCUCAAACCCGUUUCCAUUCGAUGAAUCUGUCGUCUUCAUUCUCCAGAUACGGCGACAGGCGAAUGUGUUGAAGAUUAUCGUGGACGGCGUCCCGUUCUACGACUUCACGGCGGCAACGCCUAUUGAAGAAAUAACAAGUGUUGAAGUCAGGGCUAAUGUCUAUAUUUACGAGCUCAAUUUCAGAUACCCGGACUCAAACCAGCUCUCAUAAGUCAGAGAGUUAAAACAGGGAGAACGUAGACCUC
Gigantopelta aegis is the source of this 1439-nucleotide messenger RNA. RefSeq lists its product as uncharacterized. Gene Ontology annotation, molecular function: carbohydrate binding. Bases 230 to 1405 code for a protein of 391 amino acids. The transcript has 8 exons. NCBI's taxonomy places the organism in Eukaryota, Metazoa, Mollusca, Gastropoda, Neomphalida, Peltospiridae. The record is from RefSeq and is a predicted model, not a curated record.